UGGUGCUUCCUGCGCUUUUUCCACUACUGGAUAAAGGAAUAUUUCUGAGUAAUUAGCACGCUCUUUUAAAGGAUGACAUUUUGGCUGUUUGUUCUUCUGUAAGACGCCUUGAUUCCSACACGGAGGACGCGUUUUACGCACGACCGUUCUGGAUUACCUCGCUCCCUAUUAUUGAAUUUGUCAUUAUGAAGUGUUCAGAGAAAUAAAACUCGAGGCGGUGACCACUCCGUACACGCCCUCGGCUCCGUUCGCGCCCAGWUCCAGAUGAGAGAUCUCCCCGGUGGAGCUGAAGCGCUUUUACGCAGCCAGUUCACGGWGCGCAGCGGCGAUCCUCAGCGACGAGGAGCAGAGGGAGCGUCCRAUCCCACACCCACGUCUUCUCCGUCUCCCUCCGACCCGUGGCGUCAAGCUAAGAGGCUUCCYAUCCGGAUCGUAAAGAUGUUGACGGCUCACGGCGGCCACUUGCUACACCCGGAGUAUCUCCAGCCCCUUACAUCUGCGCCUGUCAGCAUUGAACUCGAUGCCAAGAAAAGUCCUUUGGCUCUGCUGGCCCAGACUUGCUCCCAAAUUGGCAAACCUGACCCCCCMUCCUCCUCCAAGCUGGCCUCCCUCUCCUCCAGCAGUCUAGGAGAUAAGGAGUCCUCCAGCCGCUCAUCCAAGUCUGGAGAGCAACACCAGUCCCUGGAUGACAAAUCCAGCUUCAAGCCCUACUCCAAGUCAUCCGGUGACUGCCGYAAGGACGUUCUUGUGACAAAGAGCUCAUCAGAUAAAGCAGCGUUUAGAGUGCCAAAUGGAAGCUCCAGUGGAGGAAAUGCGUCGUGUCCAUCUUUUUCCUCUAAUUCUCGGUCGCCAACCUCCAGCUCUCCUCCCCUGCACACACCGAGUCAGUCCCACAGACAAAGUCAUUCCCCAUCCACACAAACCCCGUCACAUUCCCAGGCCCCACACAUGGACAGCAAGACUGGGAAUUCAGARCAAGUCAGCUCAGACAGCAGCAGCAGUUCUGGCAAAAAAGACUCUGAUGUUGUGAGGUCAGGGGGGGACGGGGCUCAGUUAGCCAACUCCAGCCAGGUCCGGGCCAGCGCUAACUCCAGCAAUGCCAGCUCCGCCAGCAGCCCACGGCCAGAGAGCAAGACUGACCCUCAGGCUUCUUCACAGUCCAGUCUGAGCUCGGGACACAUCGCACCGGUGUCACCUUUUAAACCAGGACAUUCUGUCUUCCCACUGCCCCCUGCCACCAUGGGCUACCAUGGCUCCAUCGUCGGGGCCUAUGCUGGCUAUCCUUCACAGUUUGUUCCCGGCUUGGAUCCUACCAAGUCUGGUUUGGGCUUAGGACUUCCUGGAAAACAUCCCAGCUCCAGCCCGCUAACUGGAGCCUCCCCUCCAUCUCUGAUGCAGGGUUUAUGUCGGGACCCUUACUGUCUGAGUUACCCCAACGCACCCCACCUAGGAGGCAGUAACUGCUCCACRUGUGUUCAUGACCCCUCGAGUCUUAAGACUGGUUUCCCUCUGGUUUACCCCUCACACCACCUCCACUCUUUACAUUCUGGCGCUUUGUCAUCAAGCACCACUCCCUCCCUUUCCCACCCGCUUUACACGUACGGCUUCAUGGUCCCGAAUGAGCCUCUGCCUCACGCCUGUAACUGGGUCUCUGUCAGCGGUCCCUGCGACAAGCGAUUCGCCACAUCAGAGGAGCUGCUAGCCCACUUGCGUACCCACACAUCCCUGCCUGGAAUGGUGGACAGUAAGCUGUUGUCAGCCUAUCCUUCAUCGGUGUCGUCCACAGCCUCGUGCCAUCUUCAUCUGCCGCCACCCAGCAGCCCAGGCGCCCUGCCCAGCUCAUUUUCCCUCAGAGGCUCUCCUGGGUUGGGCCUGGCCCGUUACCACCCAUACAGCAAAUCCCAUCUGCCCGGAGCACCAGGACUUGCAAUGACAGCCCUUCCAUCCUCCUCAGCCUAUUACUCCCCAUAUGCCCUCUACAGUCAGAGACUGGGCUCAGCCUCAGCCCUGGGAUAUCAGUGACAAAAUGCCGUGGAGACACCGACAAACCGCAGGCAUCAGAUUGGACUCUUAAGAACAGCCCUGAAGAUAGAUUCAGGAAACUGAAGUCAUUACCGGUGCAGGACAUCGUGCCUGCUGGCCCGCCUGCCAGGAAUACCACCUGUUAGCCUCAGGAUUGUGACUGGUACUCUAGUAACAAAAUUCCUGCAACAAAAAAACAAAACAAACAGACUUUAACGAUUAAAGAUGGCAGGAAGCUGAAAAGUGAAAACAGUCUUGAUUUUUUUUUUCUUAUAUGUACUUUUUGUUUGUUUUUACAAGUUCUCUCCAAGAAAUGAAAGACUAUUUAUUUUUCACUCGAGCGGUAGGUAUUCAACCUUGGGGAUUUUUUUUAAUUAAUCAACUAAACUAUCUUAAGCAUUUUAAAUAAGAAAGAUUGGUUUAAAUAUACCAACGUUAUGCCUACCAUAUCAUCCAAAAAUAAAAAGGUUGAACCAUGAUGUAGAUGAAUUAUGAGGCUUUAUUCUGGGGAUCUCUUUUUUUAAUCUCCUUUCCGCUCUGCUGUUUUAUUUUUAUUUUUUGUUUGUGUUUUUUUUUGACUCAGACUCUGGAGAAAUGCAUGCCCUUGGGAAUUAUCUUGAACACUGCUAUUAUUUCUAUUUGUAAAUAUGCAAAGAUGUAAUAUUUUUUCAAGCUUACAAGGUAUCAGCAAGUUUGGGUGACCUACACAAAUGGUGCACAAGAUUAAAAAAAAGAUGAAUAAAAACUGAUGGCUGUGCUAUCCGACCAACAUGAAAAGGUCUUAUUUUGUUAAAUAAAUGAUACAUGACUGCAA
Molecule: messenger RNA, 2836 nt
Organism: Austrofundulus limnaeus
Lineage: Eukaryota; Metazoa; Chordata; Actinopteri; Cyprinodontiformes; Rivulidae
Gene: znf703
Product: zinc finger protein 703
Biological process (GO): negative regulation of DNA-templated transcription
Cellular component (GO): nucleus
Source: RefSeq, a predicted model, not a curated record